AUGGAAAAGCAUCUACAAAAAAAUGAAAAAAUAUUAAUGAAAAAUCUAACCUCUUCUUCAAAUUUCUCUUCAUUUGUUGCCAAUGAACAUCUUAUUGUAGAUAUUCCAACUGCCGUAGUUGCCUCAAACAGUCUUGAAGUUGAAAGACAAAACGAAGAUGAUGAUAUUUCAUCAAUUGAACGAGAAAAGGACGUACAAGAUGAAAAUGAACAAAAUUCAUCAUCCUCAUUACCAUCCAUAUUAAAAUUCGAGAUAAUUAGAAUUCUGGUUUCGGCAUUUUUAAUGGUAAAUUUAAUUGUUUAUAUUAUUUAA
This is a messenger RNA of Meloidogyne enterolobii, 312 nucleotides long. The record is from the annotation of a GenBank genome assembly. Lineage: Eukaryota; Metazoa; Nematoda; Chromadorea; Rhabditida; Meloidogynidae.